Messenger RNA from Manis pentadactyla (Chinese pangolin), 993 nucleotides. RefSeq names its product olfactory receptor 5V1-like. The record is from RefSeq and is a predicted model, not a curated record. Gene Ontology annotation, molecular function: G protein-coupled receptor activity; olfactory receptor activity. Lineage: Eukaryota; Metazoa; Chordata; Mammalia; Pholidota; Manidae. Gene Ontology annotation, biological process: G protein-coupled receptor signaling pathway. Gene Ontology annotation, cellular component: membrane.
AUGCGGAAGGAAGCCAGGAGCGUGUCAGACCCGGGCAGCUCCGAGAGACCCCCGUGGAGAGAGGAGGUGGACGGCUGCAAUCUCACCACCGUGAUUCACUUUAUCCUCACGGGGCUCUCUGACCUCCCUGAGGUGAACUAUCCUCUCUUUGUGGUCUUUGCCAUCACCUACCAGGUCACUUUGGUGGGAAUCGGGGCCAUUCUCUUGGCCAUCGAGACUGAAAAAUACACUCACGUAUUCACGUAUUACUUUCUGGCCAAUCUGUCCCUCUUAGACAUAUUCUGCCCAUCAGCUACUGUCCCCAAGAUGCUGGACAACCUCUUGAAUGGGGAUCACAGCAUUUCCUUCCUGGGCUGUGCUUUGCAGUUAUACUUCUUGAUAACAAUAGUAGGGACUGAGGUCUUUCUUCUCAGUGUCAUGGCUUAUGACCGGUACAUGGCCAUCUGCUUCCCCCUCCGUUAUACCCUCAUCAUGACCAAGGCUCACUGUGCCCAGCUGGAAGCUGGGACCUGGGCAGCAGGGUUUCUCAAUUUCCUCCUCUGCACUGUGUCCACCUUCCACCUGUCUUUCUGCAAGUCCAAUUGGGUUAACCAGUACUACUGUGACAUCCCUCCACUGGUGGCCCCCUCCUGCUAAUCCAAAUCCAUGAUAGACAUGCUCAUAUUACUGGAAAGGGGGAUUUUGGAGAUUGGUGCCUUCCUGACCCCCUUUAUCUCUUAUAUCUACAUUAUAUCUGCCAUCCUGAAAAUCCGGCUGGUGGAAGGGAAGCACAAAGCCUUCUCCACAUGUGCCUCCCACCUCCUGGUGGUCUGUUUGUUCAGUGGCACACCUAUAUUCACCUUCAUGCAACCCUCCUCCGGUCAACACUCUCAAGCCAGACACACACUCAUCUCCAUGUUCUACGGGGUUAUCACCCCAAUGCUAAACCCCUUGAUCUACAGCUUGAGGAACACAGAGGUUAAAGGGGCACUCAGCAGGGUCUUAUGUCACUGA